Molecule: messenger RNA, 2740 nt
Organism: Salvia splendens (bonfire salvia)
Lineage: Eukaryota; Viridiplantae; Streptophyta; Magnoliopsida; Lamiales; Lamiaceae
Product: L-type lectin-domain containing receptor kinase VII.1
Exons: 1
Coding region: 280-2352 (690 amino acids)
Biological process (GO): protein phosphorylation
Molecular function (GO): ATP binding; protein kinase activity; carbohydrate binding
Source: RefSeq, a predicted model, not a curated record
GCUUCCUCUCUUCUUUGACUCUGAAUAUUCAAACCGCUUUUCUCAUCUACGAGAUUUCUCCAGUUCCUCAAAUCCAUGCUAAUGUAGUUAGGCUUAAUAUCAGCGGCUUAGUAUUUUAUUAUCUUUUUCAUGUCCUUGGAUCCUUUAUGUCAAAGAUUACAACUCGUUUGAUGUGAUCAAAGCAUAAACAAAUCAUAAAGGUCAAAGUAGACAAGUUGUAAUUAUAAAGCAAACAAUAAGCUAAUCCACAACGACCUGUUCCCUUUCCCCAUUUGUAUAAUGAAGAAACGGCGCUACAUGAUCCUUGUUCCCUUCCUCCUGGCAACCGCCGUCCACGUGGCUUCCGCCGUGGAUUUCCUCUUCAACGGCUUCUCCUCCUCCGACGUCUCCCUAUACGGCGUGGCCACCGUGGAAUCCCGCAUCCUCACCCUCACCAACGACACCAAUCACCAAAUCGGGCGCGGCCUCUACCCCUCCCCAAUCCCCACCAAGCAACCCAACUCCUCCCUCCCUCUCCCCUUCCACACUUCCUUCAUCUUCGCCAUGGCGCCCUACGCCGGCAAGCUCCCCGGCCACGGCAUCGUCUUCCUCCUCGUCCCCCAUCUCGGAAUCGACGGCGCCACCUCAGCUCAGCACCUGGGCCUCUUCAAUUUCACCAACAACGGCGACCCCAACAACCACGUCUUCGGCGUCGAGUUCGAUGUCUUCAAGAACGACGAGUUCGGAGACAUCGACGCCAAUCACGUCGGCGUCGAUGUCGACUCCCUCGCCUCCCUACAGUCCCACGAAGCCGGAUAUUGGCUCGACUCCGACCACGCUUCCUUCAAAACCUCCCCUCUUAACAACGGCAAGAAUUACCAGGUUUGGAUUGAUUACGUUGACGGAACCCUCAACGUAACCAUGUCCCCCCUCGGAAUUAACAGACCCAACAAACCCUUACUCACUCUUCCUCUCAAUCUCACCCCUGUUUUACUGGAUGAGAUGUAUGUUGGAUUCACCGCAUCCACCGGAGCUCUGGUUCAAAGCCACAAGAUCCUAUCUUGGAGCUUCAGCAACACCAAUUCAUCGCUCAGUGACAGCUUGAUCACUUCUGGUUUGCCAAAUUUCGAGCUUCCCAAAACCCCAUUUCAUAAAACCAGAGGCUUCAUUGCAGGUGUGUCAGCUGGGCUCACAUCCAUCUUCAUUGUCUCCAUCAUUGUUACUUUCUUGUUGAUAAAAAGGAACAGAGAGAUACAGAGGAGAAGAGCAGAAAUGGAGGAUUGGGAAUUGGAGUAUUGGCCCCAUAGAAUUAGUUACCAAGAAAUCGAAUCAGCAACCAACAAUUUCUCAGAACAAAACGUGAUCGGCCUCGGCGGAAACGGCAAGGUCUACAAAGGCACAUUACCUGGUGGCGCGGAGAUCGCGGUGAAGCGAAUCUCCCACGACAGCGCCGAAGGAAUUCGAGCGUUUCUUGCAGAAAUAUCAACACUCGGACGCCUCAAACAUAGGAAUCUGGUUGGAUUGAGAGGCUGGUGUAAGAAGGAAAAGGGCAGCCUCAUUGUCGUCUAUGAGUAUAUGGAAAAUGGGAGUCUUGAUAAGUUUGUAUUUGAAAUGGCUAACCAAAGAAUAAGCUUCCAAGAAAGGAUAAGAAUUUUAAAGCAAGUCGCUUCCGGUUUAUUAUACUUGCAUCAUGGAUGGGAGUCCAAGGUUCUACACAGAGACAUCAAAGCCAGCAAUGUGUUACUCGACAAAGAAAUGAACGCUAGAGUAGGCGAUUUCGGGCUAGCCCGGAUGCACGACCAUGACAAGGUGGCCGGGACAACGCGUGUGGUUGGGACGGUCGGGUACUUGGCGCCCGAGGUGGUGACUAGCGGGAGAGCAUCCACCCAGACCGAUGUGUUCGGGUACGGAGUGCUGUUAUUGGAGGUGAUGUGUGGGAGAAGGCCGAUAGAGGAAGGCGCCCUGCCAUUGCUGGAUUGGGUGUGGGAGCUUCUGCGGAGGGGGGAGUUGAUGAAGGCGGUUGAUGUGGCUGCAUUGAGGGGAGGAGCGGAGGAGGAGGCGGCGGAGGUGGAGAGGGUGCUUCAUGUGGGGCUGCUGUGCGCACACCCAGACCCGAAGGCAAGGCCGAGUAUGAGGCAGGUGGUGAAGUUUUUGGAGGAGAGGAGUGAGGUUAAUGAAGCGGAGAUGGAAGAGGAUAUGCAGAUGCAUCUAUUGAACAAGAUGAAGACUGAUCAGUUUUGGCCUAUGUAUCCUCAUUUUUUAACCAGUGGCUCUUCUUCAUCUUCUCAUCCAACGUUUGAAGACUUUAGGAAGGGUAUGUCCCAAAAUACCAUGUCACUCUCUUGGUCUACUACUAUUGUUGUGGGUAGGUGAUCAAGAAUGUUGCUUCUUCACUCUUUCUUUUGGUUGUUCAUAUGUUGAUUCUUGUAAACAAUUCUCUCUUUUUUUCUUUUUAAAUUUUUGAGUGUGAGUAGCAGAUGAAGUAGUGUCUCGUAUAUAAGCAAUAGCAGAUCCAAGUGGUACGUGGGUCGACUGAUCCAUUGGGAAAACUCCAUUAAAAUCCACUUUUUGAGUUGUUGUCCCGAUGGUGCGACAACUCCGCUCUAAUCCUUCGCGGUCGGCGUUUACUUCCCUUUUCAUCCGCCAUCACUGUCUUUGUCUUCAGACGUCGGCAAUGACUUUCUUCACUUUGUUCGAUCCUAUAAGAUUUGUGUAUUGUAUAUAAGAUUUAUGGAAAUAUAUGCAUGGAUUCUUCUCAUUA